Molecule: messenger RNA, 770 nt
Organism: Cuscuta campestris
Lineage: Eukaryota; Viridiplantae; Streptophyta; Magnoliopsida; Solanales; Convolvulaceae
Source: the annotation of a GenBank genome assembly
CUGUAAAAAUAAACAAAGUCGAUCUAAACGUACGAACAGUUAAUUAGAAUAGAAUCUUCAAGGAGCAUCAUGAAAUCCAGCGCAUUUUCAAUUCACGUAUUUCAUCUCCUCGUCGCCGGCGCACUCUUCAUCAGCCCCUCGGCCGCCGAUGUCCCCCUAUCCCCCGCCCCAUCUCCGUGCCUGGCCGCCACAGAAAAUAAUGACACGGCCGAGUUCAUCCGUACGAGCUGCCAAAGCACGCUUUACCCGGAAAUAUGCUACCACUCGCUGGUCGCGUACGCGGGGAGCGUGCAACGGGACCAUGCCAAGCUGGCUCUGGCGGCCAUCGGCGUGAGCUUGAGAGGAGCCACGCAGGCGGCGGCUCACGUGAAGAGCCUCUCUGCUUCGAGCCAGGCGGCCACUAGCGCCGCCGCAGCCCUCCGGGACUGCUUCUCCGCGUUAAGGGACACGGUGGACCAAAUGCGGGAUUCGCUGGCCCAGAUGAGGCAGCUCGGCGGUGACACGGAGGCGCUGCGGUUCCAGAUUAGCAACGUGCAGACGUGGAUGAGCGCCGCCGAGACGAACGAGGACACGUGUUUGGACGGAUUUGAGAGCGUGGCGGAUGGGCCCCUCAAAACAGACGUCUGCGACCGCGUUGGGAAAGUCGUGCGGCUCACCAGCAACGCAUUGGCUUUGGUGAAUUACUUUGCUAAUUAACCACCCGUGAUCCCCCCGUCAAAAAAAAAAACAAAAAGAAAAACCACCCGUGAUAAUAGAUUGAGUUUUUAUCG